Molecule: messenger RNA, 3729 nt
Organism: Cavia porcellus (domestic guinea pig)
Lineage: Eukaryota; Metazoa; Chordata; Mammalia; Rodentia; Caviidae
Product: liprin-alpha-1-like
Exons: 20
Coding region: 254-2662 (802 amino acids)
Biological process (GO): synapse organization
Cellular component (GO): presynaptic active zone
Molecular function (GO): protein binding
Source: RefSeq, a predicted model, not a curated record
AAAAAAAAAAAAAAAAAAAAAAAAAGACUGCGCGCAAGGUAAGGAGCGGGAGACUGAGGCAGGAAGGUUGGAGCUGGCCAGGGGCCACCCGCCAAAUGUCACCCGGGGGUGCGCGUGGGCGGGGGCAAAGCUUCAGCGCUUGGCUGGCGGUUGGUCCUGCGCUGGCGGUUGGUCCUGCUCGCGGCUAGCAGGACCCCCUAGGUCUCGAGGGACGGAUUCUAAACCACUGCACGUUGCCCAGGAGACCCCAGUGAUGGCACUGUGGACUCGCCUGUAUGGCCGCGUCCUGGAAAGCUCUAGGGUGAUGCCCACCAUCAGUGAAGAAGGCCCUUCAGGAGGAAGUGAAAACCAUGGAUCUGGCUGCCCUUCACAACCAGAUGCAGAUUCCCAUUUUGAACAGCACAUGAUGUCCAUGCUAGAAGAAACAGACAUUGCUCAGAGCACACUGAUAGAGACUCAAGAAACAUUGGCGUUGACCCAGGGGAAAUUACUCGAGGUUGGUCAUGAGAGAGAUUCGUUGCAGAGACAACUCAAUACUGCGCUUCCACAGGAGUUUUCAACGCUUGCAAAAGAGCUCAACAUUUGCAGGGAACAGCUGCUUGAGAAGGAAAAAGAAAUUGCUGAACUCAAAGCAGAAAGGAACAACAUGAGGCUGUUCCUGGAACAUCUGGAGUUCCUUGUCUCCAGGCAUGAACGCUCUCUCGAAACGACUGUGAUGAAGCGGCAGGCGCGGUGUCCUGCAGAUGUGUCCACAGAGAUGGAAGUGCUAAAAGCACUGACAUUCUUAUUUGACCACCACAAGACCCUGGACAAAGAGGUGCGAGAGCAAUUACGUGUAGCACUGCAAAGGUGCAGCUUGCUGGAAGAGGAACUGGGCGCCACGCACAAGGAGCUAAUGACUCUUAAAAAACAGAAUAAUGAGAAAAAAUCACCAAGAGAUGGAGUGCUUGACCAUGAACAAGAAGAAACACCAAGCACUAAUGGAAAGUUGCUAGCUUGCAGAGAAGAAGAACGAGAUGACAAGACAACGAUAAAAUGUGGAACUUCCCCUCUCUCCUCUCCGAAGUCCCUUCAGCUAGACAGGCUGCACACAGGGGCGUUGCAAAUAGUCAGCCACGAGGACAUCAGGGACAUGCAAAAAUCAAAAAGUGCCCAGGAUGGUCCUGUGAGCAAUCCCAGUAGCAGUGACAGCAGGCAGGACUCGCCCCACAAAGCCCCAAAGAAGAAGGGCAUCAAGUCCUCCAUUGGUCGUUUGUUUGGCAAAAAGGAAAAGGGUCGGCCUGGACAAACUGGCAAAGAAUCACCAGGACAAGAAACCUCAUCUCAGGAUGCGUUCCGACUUAGCAAAUUGGGAGGAAAGGCUGAAAAAAAUCAAAAAUUUUGGGGGCUUUUCUUCUCUUUUGUAGCCGUUGUUUCUGAAACGGAAAACUCAUCUCAGGAUGCCUUCCAACUUAGCAAAUUGGGAGGAAAGGAUGAAAAAAAUCAUCAACUUCAAAAAAAGCCUGAGUUGCUGGAGGAAGCCCAGAGGCAAGGCUUACCAUUUUCACAGUGGGACGGGCCAACCGUGGUUGAAUGGCUGGAGCUCUGGGUUGGGAUGCCUGCUUGCUAUGUGGCUGCCUGCAGAGCAAAUGUGAAAAGUGGGGCCAUCAUGUCAGCUCUGUCAGACAGACAGAUCCAGCAAGAGAUUGGCAUCAGCCACCCUCUGCACAGACUGAAGCUGCGGCUGGCCAUCCAGGAAACCCUGUGGCUCACCAGCCCUUCGGCUCCACCCACAUUGAAAAAGACCACAGGAAAUGUCUGGUUAACACAUGAAGAGAUGGAAACACUCGCAGCCACAUCUCAGAUGGAAGAUGAGGAGGGAAGCUGGAUUCAGACACUUGCAUAUGGGGACAUGGACCACGAGUGGAUUGGCAAUGAGUGGCUGCCCAGCCUGGGCCUACCUCAGUACCGAAGCUAUUUCAUGGAGUGCCUUGUGGAUGCUCGGAUGCUGGACCACCUGACCAGGAAAGACCUGCGGGGGCGGCUGAAAAUGGUUGACAGUUUUCACAGGAAGAGCUUCCAGUGUGGACUUAUGUGCCUGAAAAGGUUAAAUUAUGAUCGUAAAGAACUGGAAAGAAGAAGAGAAGAAAGUCAGCAUGUAGUUAAAGAUGUGCUUGUUUGGAGCAAUGAUCGAGUGAUUCGCUGGGUCAUAUCCAUUGGCCUUAAAGAAUUUGCAAACAACCUCAUAGAGAGUGGGGUUCAUGGCGCACAGCUGGCCUUAGAUGAAGCCUUCGAUUACAACACAUUGGCCCUGUUGUUACAGAUCCCGACAGAGAACAGAAAGGCUCGAAAUGUCUUGGACAAAGAAUUUGCCGACCUUUUGGUCCUUGGGACUGUCAGACGUUUUGAUGUUGAGCAUGACAAACACUUUAGGAGAGCACCUUCAUGGAGAGAGAAGGUUAGAGAAAAGGCCAUUCAUGGCGUGGCAACUGGGUCAUCAGAGACACUCCCUGCAAACUUCCGAGUCUCUUCUUCCAAGUCUUCCCACUCUGUGCAGCCCAAUGAGAUCCAGAUGGAUGUGUUAUCUUUCCAUAUACUUACCUUGUGCCACCUGAAGAGGGACAGGGAAGAAGGCAGAAGCCUUGUGGAGACCGCUAGGGCAGCCCUGCUGCCUUCUCAGUGAGAGAUGGCAAGGCAUUGACCUUUCCAGUGCAGUCGGGAUGGCCCUUAUGUAACUGCUGACUGAAGAGUGCAGUUGGCUGAGAGGAGACCUUGAGUCCCUGACAGUCCUGCCCACCUAGUAAAAGGCACUGAUAGGGUCCUGAGAGAGCCCACAUCCACAUCCAGCUCUUGUGGUAGCAGGGACAUGACCUUGAGCAAGUCAUGCAGCUGUGCUGUGCCUCAGUUUCCAUAUCUGUAACUUGGGCAUCAUAGUAAUGUGAUUUUGAUGCUUCAAUGUGUCAUGUGGGUGAAGCUGAUGGAGUCCUGAGCCUCGUGCAUUGCUGACAAUCUCAGUGUUAGGUGGAGACUUCAUUCCUUCUCAUUCCUGAUGUACAUGGUUGUGCUGUAUAAACUGUACCAGUGGGGUUGUUACAAGUUUCCUGUUGUUAGCCCCCUGUGUAGGUAGUUUUCCUUUUUUCUCUUUCUUGCCUGUAUGAAAAUCAGAGAAAAAUACAUUUAUAUAAACUUUUUAAAGCUGAACACUUUCCAGUGUGUCUUUUAACUAGUAAGUUCUUAAGAAUUAACACUUUCUCCCUCAAGGUGUCUUACAAAUGUUGGCAAGGCAUGGAAGUGCAUGCCUGUAAUUCCAGUACUUGGGAGGCUCAGGCAGGAAAAUCAUGAAUCUGAGAUGUAUGUGAAUCAUAAAUCCAGGUUAAGGCUAUACUGAGCUUCAUAGGAAGACCUUGUAUCAUAAAUAAAAUAGAUAAGUAAGUAAGCUGUGACGGGCCUUGAGCUUAAUUUCCAUUGGCUUACUAAAUAGUCUAAAUGAGUACUCUGUUGUUUUCCCUGUACCUUCAAUUUCUGUUUCACUAUAAGAAUCACAUUUUCUCUCUGAACAUUGCAAGCAAUAUUAACAUAGCUGGGUGUGGAGAUCACCUGUAAUCCCGGCACUGGGGAAGCUAAGGCAGGAAGGUUGCUGAGAGCUCAGUACCAGCCUCGAAUUCACAGGGAUUGUAGGGCCAGUGUGAACUACACAGGGAGACCUUGUUUCAACAAAACAAAACAAAAAUAAAGGGUAGUAUUAAUGAG